This is a messenger RNA of Anastrepha obliqua, 516 nucleotides long. Its product is annotated as cuticle protein 19-like. The coding region runs from base 1 to 516 and encodes 171 amino acids. NCBI's taxonomy places the organism in Eukaryota, Metazoa, Arthropoda, Insecta, Diptera, Tephritidae. The record is from RefSeq and is a predicted model, not a curated record. The transcript has 2 exons. Gene Ontology annotation, cellular component: extracellular matrix.
AUGCAACUCCUUUCGUGUCUCGUGGUGGUCGCUGUUGCGCUUUUCAGUACCGCAAAAGCAGGAUAUAUUCCUCAUGGCCACGCCUCGAGCUACGCUUCCGUGGUGCAGCAUGACGUUGUGCCUCAUCACGGCGGUUACUUGGGUCUAGUAAACUACGUGGCCUACGGUGGCCACGGAGAGGAUCAUUAUGUGGAGGAACCACAUCAUUACCCGAAAUAUUCAUUCGACUAUGGUGUUAAGGACUCACACACUGGCGAUCACAAGAGCCAAUGGGAGCAUCGUGAUGGUGAUCAUGUGAAGGGUGGUUAUACUCUGGCCGAGGCUGACGGCACUACACGCGUUGUGGAAUACACAGCUGAUGAUCACAAUGGCUUCAAUGCCGUCGUAAAGAAGAUCGGACAUGCGUACCAUCCCCAAGUGUACAAUACACAUAAGGAAGCCUACGGCUACGGUGGUCAUGGACAUUAUCCCCUUGGGCAUGGCAGCAGUUAUGUGGAAAUCAAGCAACACCAUUAA